Juglans regia (Persian walnut) is the source of this 793-nucleotide messenger RNA. RefSeq lists its product as uncharacterized. Bases 24 to 719 code for a protein of 231 amino acids. NCBI's taxonomy places the organism in Eukaryota, Viridiplantae, Streptophyta, Magnoliopsida, Fagales, Juglandaceae. The transcript is spliced from 3 exons. The record is from RefSeq and is a predicted model, not a curated record.
CAAGUUCAAACCAGUUGUAAAAUAUGUCCGAUCGAAGUGGUUAUUACACAUUAAGCUCUCUCUUUCCUAGUACUUUCCUCCCCUUGGGAAAUUUUGAAAGAUCGUCCAUCUUACUUCAGAACCCUUUUCUUGCUGCUUCCAGCUAUUAUUUUUCACAGUUUGGAGGAUUCUUUUCUCAAGCUCUCCUGAACUUUUUUUGGUUACGCUGCUUUCAGGCAAUGAUGAAGAAAUCUCCAACAUAUUCGAGAUAUGAAACAAGUGCUUACAGUGGCGAUGGAUUUGAUCCCCAUGUGGACUUCUCGCAGUUCAUGGAAGAAGCAAGACGCCACGCAGGAGGAGUAGAUUUCCAGCGCUCCCCAUUCAAUCCAGAAGAAAGUGGAAAGAAAAGAUUGCCCGAAGAGAAACAGGGCAAGAAAUCAUGGAAAAAUUCUCUUUUAUCAUGGUGGAAGACUGACAGAAAGCGCGACAGGCCUCAAGUGGAACCGACAAGUAGUUCUUACAUUUCUGUUACAAAACGGCGUCUCGUUUCUGGUCCAAUACAUGGCAGUGGCAAGACCAAUGAUGGCAGGCAGUGGCACCGGCGUUCCACAUCUGGGCCUCUCACCGGUCUUUUCAACCCCACAAAGAGAGUGGAGAAUGGGAUACCUUAUGUGAGUCUUGACCAGCUUGACAGACCUCAUGCCGUUCAGACCUAUGGACCUGUUUACCUCGUAACUUAGUGUAUGGACACCAACAAACAUCAACAACAAGUUUUCGAGUCAAAUCUGAAUCUGGUGCAUCUGCAUUUUCCGCA